Messenger RNA from Danio rerio (zebrafish), 2242 nucleotides. RefSeq names its product BEN domain containing 5 (gene bend5). The record is from RefSeq and is marked validated. Gene Ontology annotation, molecular function: DNA binding. Gene Ontology annotation, biological process: negative regulation of DNA-templated transcription. NCBI's taxonomy places the organism in Eukaryota, Metazoa, Chordata, Actinopteri, Cypriniformes, Danionidae.
CAGAACCAGUCGAUCGCAGAGGCCUCCCCACUGUCUCCCCCCUCUUUGUGUUUAUAUAUGUUUUUUAAAAUCUUUUUUGAGGGAAACUGUCAAGCCCUAUCCCAAAGAGCAGGGACCAAAGAGCAAAAAUAAUGUACGCGUUCGUGCGUUUCUUGGAGGACGAUAUGUGCUACGCGUUACCUGUGUCAGACGUGAAAGAUUUCCAGCCUGUGCACAAAAGAGAUUUUGAUGAUCAGAAGGUGUAUGUGGUGCUGAGAGGCGCAGGCCAGCCUGCCAAAGCACACAUCCUCGCCCUGGCAGAAAGCAUUGAGGAAUUUGAGCACAGUAUUAUGCAAAAGAAGAUGAAAAUACCCAAGAUGUCGAACAGGAACACAGUGGAGAAUCAUUUUGGCGAGGAGAGAAUGCCCCUUAGACAUAAAAAGGUCCAGUCACAGGAGCAUCAGCGGGCCACUUCAAACUCCUCAAAGAGCCUGGCUGCGGUUGUGGCUCGACUGGAGAGGAACGCAGUCAACUCAUGCACAGAGGGAGAGGAGCUGGACAGACUCACAACAGAGGAAGAGGAAGAGCAGGACGAGGCCGUGGUUCCUCGUGUCCUGUACGAAGAACUGGUGCACAGCUACAGGCAGCAGGAAGAGGAAAUGAGACGUCUGCAGCAGGAACUGGAGCGCACACGCAGACAGCUGCUGCAGCAGGCCAAGAAGCUGAAAGAGUACGGCAGUCUGCUGACAGAAGUCAAGGAGCUGCGCGAUUUCAAUAGACGCCUGCAGGAUGUCCUGCUCAUGAGGCUCGGCAGCGAGCCGAUGCAUGACAAUGGCACACAGACAAUCAAACCAGAGGUGGUGGAGCCCAUCAGUGAGCCACAGGAAGCAUGUCAGGAGGAAGCAAACACAAGCUCCACCCACUCACCGUCCCCGAGAACCGUCUACACCUUCAAUGAUGGAAAAGUGCACUUGGGCGGAGGGAUUUGGGUGGAUGAGGAGAAAUGGCACCAGCUACAACGGACACAGGGAGACUCCAAAUUCACCAAAAACCUGGCGGUGAUGAUCUGGGGCACUGAAACCCUGAAGAACCGCAGCGUGACUGGUGUCGCUACAAAGAAGAAGAAAGAUGCCCUGCCCAAACCACCGCUCUCACCAAGCAAGCUCAAAAUUGUCAGAGAGUGUCUGUACGACCGCGUUUCUCAAGAGACAGCCGACAGCGCAGAGAUCACCCAGCGAUUAUCCAAAGUGAACAAAUACAUCUGCGAAAAGAUCAUGGAUAUCAACAAAUCCAUCAAGAACGAGGAACGGCGAGAAUCCAAGCUCCUCAUCCAGCAGACGGUGAAGAUGGAGAACUUUCCGUACGACGGCCUGUAGGGGGUGCUGAAGUUGUCACCAUAGCUCAUUCUACUCCUCAAGGACUUCUGGUGGAGAAGGUGCACGUAAUCACCGGCGCUGCCAAUUGAGAUUCCCACUGAUGCCCUCCCAAGACCUCUCUGUCUUUUACUCUCGCAGCCCCUGUUUUACAGCCUGCCUGACAGUUUUACCUCGCUCCACGCUGCCUUUGCAUGCCGGUGUGCAUUCUGUGAGUGAAUGGGGGUGGGUUUUUGUAAGCUUUGAUUGGGAGGGGCGGGCUCGGAUGUCAUGUGUGAUAGACAGGAGCCAUCCUUUAAAUAGCGUGCGAGAAAAAUGUGUUUGGCACAUCAGCUUGUGUUCUGUGUCAGAACAUGUACUAAAGCGGUAAAGUCUUCUUGUUUCAGGGGAGUGUUUUUGGAGGUGUCAUAAAUGCUGGCUUAGAGGUGGAGUCUUUAAGGGGGAGGUAGGUCACUUCACAGGGACCAUCUGGUAAAGGUACUUAACAUAAAGAGUUGCACUUUUAAACAGGGUCACACCCUGCGUCGUCUUAAUGAACGAUUGAUUUAAUUAAUCAAUCUAGGCCUAAUUGCUCCCGUUAAUUGCUUUCCUGAGAUGACUACUGAUGGUCCGUUCUCGUUCGUGAUGGUUGUUUGGGGUGGAGAGGUCGCAUGUAGUCAGUGGUGCUAAACAGUUGUCCUGAAAGAUGAUUAAGUGAUGUUUUUUCUUUAGUUUUUAAGAAAUCAGCCACAAUUUUUUUUCUCUUAUUCUUUUAAAGGUAAAUUUGGAGUUUUCAUGAUCAUCCGUAUAUUAUUUGGGCAUCAUAAAAUAUUGAAUCACGCUUUAUUUUGAUAGUCCAUUUGUUCAAUUUAAGUUAUAUUGCAUCUACAUGCCAGCUAAUUUUUAUUAGA